This is a messenger RNA of Archocentrus centrarchus (flier cichlid), 2163 nucleotides long. RefSeq names its product leucine zipper transcription factor-like 1 (gene lztfl1). Bases 278 to 1174 code for a protein of 298 amino acids. Gene Ontology annotation, cellular component: cytoplasm. The record is from RefSeq and is a predicted model, not a curated record. Gene Ontology annotation, biological process: negative regulation of protein localization to cilium. The transcript is spliced from 10 exons. NCBI's taxonomy places the organism in Eukaryota, Metazoa, Chordata, Actinopteri, Cichliformes, Cichlidae.
AUUCUCAAGGCAAACACUAGCUGCUAGGAGGCUAGCAAAUCUGCUUGAUAGUCUUAUACCUGUGAUAUAACCAUUGUUUAGCCUCUUUGCUGAGCUGUAUAUAAUUAAAAGAGAUUUUCUAGAACACUCGACUCCAGCGUAUCACCACUGGCUUCCAGUCUGUUCACCGAAUGCUCUAAAUUAGCGGCAGAAACACACAUUUUUUUUUCUUCUUUUGGACCAGCUCAGUUCUCUAGCUAGCUAACUUAGUUACGUUAACGUUUGCUGCACAGCCAUCAUGGCUGAAUUUGGGUUUAAUGAGCACCAUCAGAAUGAAAUAAUCAAUUAUAUGCGGUUUGCACGUUCAAAGAGGGUCCUGAGGCUCAAAACUAUCGAUUCAUGCUUCGAGGAGCUCAAAGAUAGCAGGUUGGUGGAGGAAACCUUCACAGUGGACGAGGUGAGGGAGAUGCUGGAUGGGCUGCAGGUGGUGGUGCGUGGGGAGGUGGAAAUAGAGCUCAUCAACACAGCCCACACCAAUGUGCUGCUGCUCAGGCAGCUCUUCUCCCAGGCUGAAAAGUUUUACCUGCGACUGCAGAGUGAUAUCUCAGAGCUGGAAAACAGGGAGCUGUUAGAGCAAGUGGCUGAAUUUGAGAAGACUGACUUUAAAAGCACCGAUAAGAUAAACAAAGAAACAAGCAAACCCAAGUUGGCGCCUUUGAAUGAAAGUGGCGUGUCUGAACUUUUCAACAAGGAGAUAGUGAGACUACAGGAGGAAAAUGACAAGCUGAAAGCAAGGCUCCGGACUUUAGAGUCACAGGCCAUGAGUGCACUAGAUGAGAAAUCGAAGGCAGAGAGAGCUCUGAAAGACCUUCAGAGGGUCCAGGGUGAACAGCAGCUGGCUGCUCAAUCCAAGGAGAUCAGCAGUCUAGAGGACACAGUGGCAGCUCUGAAGGAGGACUAUGAAAGAACUCUCAGCACCAAUGUGGCAACCCAGAAGGAUCUGCAGGAGAACCUGAUCUCUGCCAAACACGAGCUUCUGCGAGUGCAAGAGCAGCUGGCUUUGGCAGAGAAGGAACUGGAGAAGAAGUUCCAACAAACUGCGGCCUACCGCAACAUGAAGGAGAUUCUAACCAAGAAGAACGAGCAGAUCAAAGAAAUCAGGAAACGGUUGCAGAGAUAUGAGCCUAACGAGUGAGCUCCACUGUGGACAGCUGGUUUAACAGAUGUCCACGGCGUAAGGCGGGACCAAAAUUUACGACUGUAGUUUGGAUACGAAACCAUCCGAUCCUGUGCUGUAAAACAAGAGAGACAGGAAAAAAAAAAAAAAAGCUCUUCCAUGUGGAAACAUUUAUUCAUGCUUUAUCUGGCAUUUUCACUAGUAUUCGGCUUUAGUAAAGAGCGGGGAGGCUGGAAGCACUGCACACACAACUGCACACACACACGAGAUAGUGAUAGCUGUGCUUUUAUUUUUUUCUUCCUGUGUCUCAGUUUGGAGCUCACUUACGGUAGCUGGCAGACUUCCCUCGGUGCUCUAUGCAAUUACCAACAUGUCCCAGUUUGAAGAGGCCUUGUCUGUUUGCUGAAUUUGACAGAUAUGUUUUUUCUGCCUGAAGCUUUGCAGUCUUAUUAUCAGAUGAUUACAGGUUAAAAUAUUUGUCAUUCAAGCACCAGGUAAUUGAUUACUGAUAUUUUGCUGGUUAGUCUUAAUCAUAGCAGCCCUGUUUCUGUAGUGAACAUUGUAUUAUUAUUGAGUUACACGCUGUUUCAAGCAAAUCCAAGCCACAAUAAAUAAUUCUUGAUCUCUUGAGGUGCAUCUGAUUUGUUACCUAAGCAUUUAAUAGCAUUUCACACUAAAUAUAUAUAUAUAUAUAUAUAUACAGUAAAAAAAUUUUCAUUGCGUGAAAACCUGAUACAUUUAUUUUUCUGCUCUUGCGUAUUAAAUGACAUGAAUAACAAUCUAGAGUAAAUUCCUACUUCCCUACAAAGCGCAUAGAUAUUUUGUGUGGACUCUUGAACGUGUACUUUUCGUAUUACUGUGGGUGAUGGAGUGUACGAGGAAAAAAAAAUAUACAUGAUGUUCAUGAAGUAAUGCUCUUGUAGAGUAUGACACAUCUACCCUAUAUUCCACUAGAUAUGCGUUUGUUUGUAUGUGCAAAGUAUGGGGUAAUAAAGCUGGUACUAAUA